Macrosiphum euphorbiae (potato aphid) is the source of this 387-nucleotide messenger RNA. NCBI's taxonomy places the organism in Eukaryota, Metazoa, Arthropoda, Insecta, Hemiptera, Aphididae. The record is from the annotation of a GenBank genome assembly.
AUGUCAAAUAAAAACCAAAAAUCUUUAACACAUUUCUUCAAAAUAAUACCAACAAAUGACAAUUUGAAAUCUUCAGAUAAUAUGGCGAAUUCGUCACACGUUAAUGAGAAAGAGAAACUAUCAACAAAUAAAAGAUCUACUUCUCAGCUAUCAUAUGUUUCUACUAAUCCUAAAAAAAUUCAUUUGGAUUCUCCUGCACUGAUCUCUACGUCUCCAUUUGAUAUAAGUUUCUACAAAAAUAAAAAACUUGAUCAAAACGAUAUAAUAAAUGUUUUAAAUAACCUCUGGAAACCUGACGUUCAAUUUAAUUUUCCUUCAAAAACUUAUAUUUGUGGAAAGAAAAAGAAGGAAAAAAAUCUUAAAUUUCAAUAUUCUUGGUUGAUGUGA